AUGCGCAUUUUCUCCGCCUUGAACGGCCUCCUGCUUGCAGGAGCCGCCGUGGCUCAGAGCUCCUCGAGCUGCUCUCUUCAGUCAAACGAAACCCAAGCCGUUAACUACGGCUACGCGCUCUCGUUCUUCCUCGACCGCUUCUAUUCGUCGAUUCCGGUCAACCAGACCUUCUUGAGCAGCUCCCAGAAUGGCUCCAACUCGCAGUACUUCACCAACUUCCAGGGCAUCCAGAGACAGAAUCGCCUGGGCGUGCGUGCUGUGCAACAACUUGGCUCGAAGCUGUCUGGCUGGACCCCUCAGAAUUGCAGCUUCACCUUCCCAAGUGCCAGUGACGCCGACACCUUCGUGCAGACUGCGCUCCAGUUGGAGUCUACAGUUGCCGGGGCGUACAUUGCCCUGGCUGGUUAUACCCAGGCCCCCGAGGCUUCGUUCUUGUGGGCCCGUUUGGCUGCUGAGCACACUGCUCACGCCUACUAUAUCGCGAGUCAAAACCAGACCGUUCUUUUCCCGACCAACAGCUCUUCGCUGGUGCCUGCAUACAGCCCGGGUUACGUUCUAUCCAACGGAACUGCUCCCGGUCAGCUUGGCUCAUACUUCCAAGGCUGCGUCACUGCUCCUCCGGUCCCGUGCGGCCAGACCCUGUUCAUCGGACCUCUUACUGCCACUCUUGGUGCGAACGUCUCCGCAAGCGCAGCUGCUUCAAGCUCGGCCUCACUUCGUGGCAAUAAGACCGCUGAUGCUAUGCUAGGUUGUGAGUUCAUAAAUUCGCAUAGUCGGUACACCUCCGGAAGCGUCGAACGCCGCCCGGUCUCUGAGGAAAACAACGCCGCGAGAGACAUUGCCGGUCCUAAUGACGUAGAUUACUAG
Molecule: messenger RNA, 867 nt
Organism: Aspergillus niger
Lineage: Eukaryota; Fungi; Ascomycota; Eurotiomycetes; Eurotiales; Aspergillaceae
Exons: 3
Coding region: 1-867 (288 amino acids)
Source: RefSeq, a predicted model, not a curated record